AUGUCAGUUGACAACGUUGUAAAGGUUGCAAACAUUUCUUCCCUUGUAACUGAACCGGUAUUGAAGCAAUUGUUCGAAUUCUUGGCUGCAACUCUUUUAUUUAGUCCUCAUGGUGAUGGUGUACAAGAAUGCACGAUAGAAUUCAAAGAGGCAUCAUCGGCCGUAACGGCUCUUCACCUAACCGGAGUAGAAUUAGGUGAUCGCACAUUGAUGGUUUCAUCAACAACGGCGCCUGCCGGUAUACAUAGUAAUACUUCGUAUCAACCACCAGUUGUACCUCCUUCGUUGCCCACAAUACAUCCUUCGUCUAUAUCUCCUAUUAGGCCACCACAAACUUCAAAAACUCCACAACCUAUUCCUCCUAAACCUAUGAUCACUCCUCUAGCUCUUCCUCCUUUUCCGUCUAAUUCUCUUGUAGCGAUUAGGUCUAACCCAGCUAUUUCGCCAACCGUUGCUCAAUUCGAUCCUGCCAAAGCUGAAGAAAUUUCUAGAACCGUUUAUAUUGGUAACAUCAACUCUUCGAUUUCUGAGCCUGAAUUGACACAAUUUUUCUCUGCUUGUGGUCCGGUUGCGUACGUAAAGAUGGCAGGUGAUCCAGCUCAGCCAACUCGGUUUGCAUUUUUGGAAUUCGCCACCUAUGAAGGUGCACAAGCGGCCAUGCAAAUGAAUGGAGUUAUGCUUGGAGAUCGUCCCUUAAAGGUAAACCAUUCAAAAAAUGCCAUCAACAAGACACCAAAAAAGACUGAUGCUCCGGAUGUACAAGCAACUAUGCGUCGUGUCAGGGAGGCUCAAUUAAGAAUUGCAAAUCGAUUAAAUACUGAUGGCACUACUCCCGAUAAUGAAUCUCCUUCAGCAUCUGUACAACAGGAUAUAGAAAUGCGAGAUGCGACUUCACCUACUAAAGAAGCUAUAUCUGCUCGUAGCCGUUCUAGAUCUAUCAGGCGUAAUUUUUAUUUUCGACGAAGAAGAACUCCAAGUCGUUCUAGAAAUCGUGACAGAGGUUUGGUGGGCGAUCGAUACAGAGAAAGAGAUCGUGAAAGAGAUAGAGAAAGAGAUCGUGAAAGAGAUAGAGAGAGAGAUCGUGAACGCGAAAGGGAGCGAGACAUUAGGGAAAGAGAGAGAGAGCGAGAUAGAGAACGUGAUAGAGAGCGUGACCGAGAACGUGAUCGAGAUCGGGGUAGAGAUCGAGAUCGUGAACGUGAUCGGGGAGAUAGGGAUAGAGAAAGGGAUAGAGAUAGAGAUAGAAUUACAGAAAGAGAUCGGGAUCGAGAUCGGGAUAGGGAUCGAGAUCGAGAUCGAGAUAGAGAUAGGGAUAAUAAGGAUAGGGAUAGGGUUCGUGAUAGAGAUAGGGAAAGAGACAGAGACAGAGAUAAGGAUAAAGAAAAAGAGCGUGAAAAAGAUAGAGAUAAAGAUAAAGAACGAGAUAGGGAAAAAGAUAUAAAAGAGAAGGACCGUGAUAAAGAAAGAGACAAAGAAAAAGAUCGCGACAAAGAGAGUAAUAAAGAGAAGGAUCGAGAAAAGGAAAGUAACAAGGAGAAAGAUCGUGAUAGAGAAACUAUCAAAGAAAAGGAUCGAGACAAGGAAAGAGACAAAGAUCGUGAUAGAGAAAAGGAGAAAGAAAGAGAUCGUGACAGAGAAAUUAAUAAAGAAAAGGAGCGCGACAAGGAAAGAGAGAAGGAUCGUGAUAGAGAAAAGGACAAAGAAAGAGAUCGUGACCGAGAAAGUAACAAAGAAAAGGAGCGCGACAAGGAAAGAGACAAAGAUCGUGAUAGAGAAAAGGAUAAAGAAAGAGAUCGUGACCGAGAAAGUAACAAAGAAAAGGAGCGCGACAAGGAAAGAGACAAAGAUCGUGAUAGAGAAAAGGAUAAAGAAAGAGAUCGUGACCGAGAAAUUAACAAAGAAAAGGAUCGUGACAAGGAAAGAGAAAAAGAUCGGGAUAGAGAAAAGGAUAAAGAAAGAGAUCGUGAUAGGGAUAGGGAACGAGAUACAAAAGAAAAGGACCGGGAUAAAGAAAAGGAAAAAGAAAGAGAUCGUGACAAAGAAAGGGAAAAAGAAAGAGAUCGUGACAAAGAAAAGGAAAAAGGAGAUCGAGACAAAGAAAAGGAUAAAGAAAGAGAUCGUGACCGAGAUAGAGAGCGGGAUAUAAAAGAAAAGGACCGGGAUAAAGAGAAGGAUUUGGAUAAAGAAAAAGAGCGAGACAAAGAUAGGGAUAAGGGGAGAGACAGAGAUAGGGAGAAGGAGAGAGACAGAGAUAGGGAUAAGGAGAGAGAUAGAGAUAGGGACAAGGAGAGAAAUAGAGAUAGGGAUAGGGAGAGAGACAGAGAUAGGGAGAGAGAUCGAGAUCGAGAUCGGGAUCGGGAUAAAGAAAAAGAAAGAGAAAGAGAUAAAGAUAGAGAGAGAGAUAAAGAAAAGGAAAGAGAUAAAGAAAGGGAUAAAGACAAGGAUCGGGAUAGAGAUAAAGAAAGGGAAAGAGAUAGAGAUAGAGAUAGAGAAAGAGAUAAAGAAAAGGAAAGAGAAAGGGAUCGUGACAAGGAUCGUCGAUCGAGAAGAUAG
Messenger RNA from Funneliformis geosporum, 2553 nucleotides. The record is from the annotation of a GenBank genome assembly. Lineage: Eukaryota; Fungi; Glomeromycota; Glomeromycetes; Glomerales; Glomeraceae.